This is a messenger RNA of Caenorhabditis auriculariae, 2432 nucleotides long. NCBI's taxonomy places the organism in Eukaryota, Metazoa, Nematoda, Chromadorea, Rhabditida, Rhabditidae. The record is from the annotation of a GenBank genome assembly.
AUGGCGCAAAUCGUUCAACGCGGAUUUGCCACGGGCGCCGCUGUCGCCAAGUCGGCUCAGCUCAUCAAGACGCCGAUUCAGGUAAAUUUCAAAGCAAACAGUUUAUUCAAAAAUUCAAUAAAGGUGCACGGAGUCGAAGGCCGAUAUGCUGCCGCUCUGUACUCGGCGGCCCACAAGCAAAACAAGCUGGAUCAGGUCGAGAAGGACCUCCAGAACGUCCGCGGAAUCUACAAGGACAACAAGAAGUUCCAAGUGGGAUUCAAUUUAUUGAAUUUAAUAUAUUUUUUUCAUAACAGGAGUUCGUUCUCGACCCUACCUUGAAGGCCCGCAACAAGAAAUCGACCGUCGAAGCCGUUGCUAGCAAAAUUGGCCUUGGAACGGAAACCGGAAACUUCCUCGGUUUGUUCUUUUUUGAUUUCUGUGUACUUUUGUGCUUGAAUUUGUUAUCGCAGAUAUUUUUGAGAAAUUAUGUUGAACGACUAGGUAAAUGAGUUUUCUUAGAAUGUGGCUUCGUUUUUUAAACCGUUCGAUACAUUUAGAUCUCAAUCUUCAUUUUAAUCAGAAUUUCUUCAUUAAAAAUUAAAAAUACUUGAUUUUUUUUUUCUUUUUGACAUGUGGUUAAAAAACCAAUUUGAGCUCAAAUCUGAUUUUGGAAAGUGGUGUUUUUUUGCUUUUUCGGUGUGAGGUUUUUUUCAACUAUUUUUUUAAUUUAAAUCUUGAGAAAAAAAGUGAUUUUUUUAGAAGAUUAAAUGGCAAAGAUUAGGAACUUUUCCGUUUAGAACUUCACGGAUUGCGCAAAAAAGAAUUUCAUUAAGGUUUGAAAUUCAAUGAUAAUAUUCUCGUUUAGCCGUUUUUUUCUUUCGUAUUUCGAUGCUGUAGGGGACGUUUCAUAAAUAUUUUUUUAGUUUGUUAAUUCUCGAAAUCUCUUCAAAAAAAAUUCGCAUUAUUGCUUGAAUUUUGGUUUUUCGUAAGUAUCUGAUCAAAAAAAUCUUCGCUUUGAAGAGAUUUUUGAUCGAUAAUUUCAAGAAUUGUGUUAAAUAUCUUUGUCGCUGAAAUCAUAUUUUUUUAUCCCAUGAAAUUUUUGUUUUUUUAUGGUUUUUUUCUUAUUAUCCUUUACCGACUAGUUCAGUAAUUUCAUGUUUUCCAGGCCUCCUCGCCGAAAACGGCCGACUCAACAAGCUUGAGGCCGUCGUUUCCUCGUUCGAAUCGAUCAUGAGAGCCCACCGCAACGAGCUUUUUCGUUCAGGUUUGUUCAAAUCUCUUUUUUUUUUUUGUUGAUUUAGGUGUUAAUUUAAUAUUUUUGCAGGUCACCUCCGCCGAAGAGCUUUCCUCUCAAAACCAAAAGGCCCUCAGCGACGCCUUGUCCAAGGUAAAUUUUUUGUCUUGCUUUCUUUUUUUCAUGAAAAUUUUCUUCAAAGUGUUAAAACUUUUAUCUGUUUUAUUCACUUAAGAUUUCAUUCUAACUCUUUCAGAAAGUGAAUAUCGGUUCGUAGAAAGAAAUAAGUUUAGAAAAUUAAUGUGGCAAUAGAAAUAAUUUUCAACAUGUAAUUUUUUUUGGGAGAUAAAAACAUAACUUUUUUGUAUUUCUGCCUUCAAAAAUGAUUCUUCUUUCUCAGUCAAUGUUUUUUUUUCUGACUAGAUUCAGUGAGAUUUUUUUUCGAAUUUUCAGGUGUUUGGGGUGAGGAAAGAUCCUCAAUUUGUUAACUGCGCGACUUUUCAUUUGAAAUAAUCAUUUUUCGAGUUCGUAUUGACCUCUAUUUAAGAUAGAUAGCCAUAUUUCGCAAAUUUGAAAAUGUAUAGCUCAAAAAUUGAAGUUUGUCUACAUUUUAUUCUAUGAUUGAUUAUUUCCUGGGCCUUCUCGAAUAUCUCGGUAACUCAAACCGAUCUUUUUGAGCUCUUUUUGCUAUCACUAGCCAGUGUUGAACCCCCUAAAGUGGUCACUUGAAUGUUCAGAAAACUCCGGUGCGCGUUUUUGCGUAAUCGAGGUACGGGCUCGGAAAAUAUCCAGAAUGAUUUUUCGAGAUUCCAAACUUCUCACUGACACGACCCUCAAGAGCAAAAUUCAGAAGGAUCUAAAGAACCUUUAGAAAAAAAGCCCCUUUUUCUCGACUUUUUUCUAAAAAAGGAUCUUAAAGGAGAAAAAUGAGGCGGAAAAAAGUUCUCAGAAACUUUUGACACCUUUCUAGCAACUCAAAAAGAAGAUUCUAAAGCUCCUUUUUGAGAUAGUUUAGACUUUCUUCUGCUAGUGAAGAGAAUUGAUACAUCUGACGAAUUUAUAGAUCGCCAAGGGAGGCCAGAAGCUGACGGUGACGUACAACGUGAAGCCGUCGAUCAUCGGCGGCCUGGUCGUCACGAUCGGUGACAAAUACGUCGACCUCUCGAUCGCCUCCCGCGUCAAGAAGUACAAGGACGCCAUCGCCACCGCCAUCUAA